Messenger RNA from Staurois parvus, 378 nucleotides. NCBI's taxonomy places the organism in Eukaryota, Metazoa, Chordata, Amphibia, Anura, Ranidae. The record is from the annotation of a GenBank genome assembly.
UCACUGAUGUGUGCUAAUGAGGCUGCAGUGAUGGGCACUGAUAGGCUGCACUGAUGGACACUGAUAGGUGGCACUGAUGAGGAGGCACUGAUAGGUGCCACUGAUGGGCAUUGACAGGCAUCACUGAUGGGCACGGCACUGAAAGGCAGCACUCAUAUGGCACAGAUGGGCACUGAAAUGUGGCACUGAUGAGCACUGAGAGCUGGCACUGCUGGGGCUACACAGAUCAUCAGGGCACACUGAUCAUCAGUGCUCUGAUGAUCUGUGUACAUGUCCCCUCCGAGGAAUGUCGGAGCUGUCAGUGUGACAGCUCAUGGGGAAGAACUGUCGAUACCCGGCAUUUCCCUGUUUACAUGUGAUCAGCUGUGAUUGGAUACA